ACACCAACCCAUAAACAACGCAGCUCUUCUUUUGUUUCUCUCUCUCUCUCUCUCUCUAUUUCUGUGUGUGUGGGGGGCAGUCGAUGCUAGGGUUUGUCUUAGAGGUUCGUGAGGAGGGUGAAAGAGAGGGUUUCUUCGUUAAAUGCUCUCUCCCUUCUCACUCGUCUCUCUUUUCAUGUCUUCAAUCGACCCCUUUCUCUCUUCCUCCCCUCUCCCUUCAGGGCCUCACAAAACCCUAAUUCUUGCUUUCGGUUCUCACUUUUUUCACAUACCUCAUCCCCAAUCUUCUUCCUCCUCUUGUUCACGCGUUUCUGGGUAUUCAAAUACGAUUCUCUCUGCGCAAAAUGACUGAUUCUAAGCUAUUCAUAUUUGGGUCAUUCUCUGAAGAUGAGACCAAGUCACUGCUUCUAAAGCAAUCACCGGGGAAGCAGUCACCUGUGAAGGGUGAAAAGCCAGUGGAAACAAACGUAUUGCAGUUUGGUUCGAUAAAUUUUGUUACGGAUAAAUCUUUAGUUGAGUUGAAUGGUGAAUCGAGUAGACAGCAAAGUUCUUUGAAAGGGCCGAGCAAAUUGCAGUCUCUAAAUGCAGAUAAUAACCACAAUGAAGUGAAGACUGCAAAAUCAGGAGAUGAUAAUUUACUAGGAUCAGUGGCAAUUCCAACACAGAAUGGGUGUGCGGAUCAUCACAGUCAUAGUUCUAGUCAUAGUAAUGGUGUAAAGGAGGUUACGACAGAUGAUAUUGAUUUAUCUUCAUCACAUCUAUCUCAGAAUGAAGGUGGUUUCUCAAAUCAAUUUUCAAGUUUGAAUUUGCAAAGCAGAGAGCAGAAUGGUAGUGUUGGUGAUUUAUCAGUUUCUGAUUCUAAGGGUGAACUCCAAAAGUCCUUGAACGGGCCUGCCACAGUCUGUACAAUUUUGUUGCCUCGUGGUUUAAUCAACUUGGGAAAUCUCUGCUUUCUUAAUGCGACUCUGCAGGCUCUCCUAUCCUGUUCUCCUUUCGUUCAACUUCUUCAUGAAUUAAGAACUCGCAACAUCCCCAAGAUUGGCUACCCCACAUUGUGUGCAUUUGCUGAGUUUGUCUCUGAAUUCGACAUGCCUAGUUCAAGUUCAAAGAAUAAAGAUACAAGUGUUGUCGAGACUGGUAGGCCUUUUAGCCCUGCCGUGUUUGAAGGUGUUCUUAAAGCUUUUACUCCAGAUGUGCCAAGUACCAUAUCAGGCAGGCCAAGACAAGAAGAUGCUCAGGAGUUUCUUAGCUUCAUUAUGGAUCAGAUGCAUGAUGAGUUACUUAAGCUUGAAGGACAAUCCUCGUGCUUAAAUGGGGGAAAAUCAUCUCUUGUAUCUUCUGCAGAAGAUGAUGAAUGGGAGACGGUUGGCCCAAAGAAUACAUCUGCAGUAACUAGAACACAGAGUUUUGUCCCUUCAGAAUUGAGUGAUAUUUUUGGAGGACAAUUAAGAAGUGUGGUGAAGGCAAGAGGAAAUAAAGCUUCUGCUACUGUACAACCAUAUCUAUUGCUGCACCUUGAUAUUAAUCCUGAAGCUGUUCGUACUAUUGAAGAUGCACUUAAGUUGUUUUCUGCUCCAGAAACUCUUGAGGGAUAUCGAACAUCAGCUGCGGGCAAGGCUGGUGUUGUGAGUGCAAGUAAAUCAAUAAAAAUACAAAAGCUUUCAAAGAUAAUGAUACUGCAUUUGAUGCGUUUUGGUUAUGGAAGUCAAGGAAGCACCAAGUUGCAUAAGCCUGUGCACUUUCCACUCGAAUUGGUGUUUGGUCGUGAAUUGCUUGUUUCUCCAACAUCUGAGGGUCGAAAAUACAAACUUGUUGCUACAAUUACUCAUCAUGGGAGAGAUCCUUCCAAGGGGCAUUAUACAACUGAUGCUCUUUAUGCUAGUGGUCAGUGGCUCCGGUUUGAUGAUUCAUCUGUCACAGCAAUUGGGACCAAAAAAGUGCUGCAUGACCAGGCAUAUGUCCUUAUCUACAAACAGUUGUAGAAGGCAAAUUGGGAUCAGUACUGUGUUGCAUGACUGAGCUUAUGUUGUGGGAAGUUAAGCAUUCCCUCUUCAGAGACUUCUCAUUACUAUCAUCGGUAUAAUUUAUGCAUUAGAUUCAAAGUCACCACUCAGGAUUAUAUCUGGCUGUCUCAGGGGGUUGCAAUGAACUCCCCCGCCUAUCCAUCUAUUGGUGGCUAAAGAAAAUGACUGUAACAUAGUUGAUGAUUCAGUGCAGCAGUUGUUUUUCAGGUAUUGUGUUGUAAUAUAUGAAAAGAUGCUGCUGCUCUGCAAUUAUAUCUUCAGUGAAUGCUUUCAUUGUAUACAACUAUCAUAAAUAGAUUGGUCUUUGUGGCUGUUUCCUGUC
Molecule: messenger RNA, 2346 nt
Organism: Rosa rugosa (rugosa rose)
Lineage: Eukaryota; Viridiplantae; Streptophyta; Magnoliopsida; Rosales; Rosaceae
Product: ubiquitin carboxyl-terminal hydrolase 24
Exons: 7
Coding region: 345-1982 (545 amino acids)
Biological process (GO): protein deubiquitination
Cellular component (GO): nucleus; cytosol
Molecular function (GO): cysteine-type endopeptidase activity; cysteine-type deubiquitinase activity
Source: RefSeq, a predicted model, not a curated record